AUGACAGGUGUCGACGAGACCACAUGGAAGAGUUGGUGCAAGGAAGUCCGACAAGGGUUUGUACAGAGAAACCUUCCUGCACUCCCAAUCGAGUUGAUUCCAAGGAACAACGGGAACUUCCUCGACAAUCGCUGUUUUGUUGAUCAUUUCAACGCUCUGACCUCAGCGUACUACAGCCUCCAUUCUCAACACCUAGUCCAGGCUCGAGAGAUGACGGAUCUACGACGCGACUUUGCCACCCUGUCAUGUCGCAAUGAACGCAUGGAACAGCAACUAAUUGAAUCCAACAAGCUCCUUGGGCGCAUUGGCAACCGCAUUGAAGUCAUGACACCAACCAAGAAAGAGUUGAGCGACAAACCUACUGAAGGGUAUAAACAUGAGUUGGCCAGCUCCAACUGGACCAGGAUGUUGAAAAGCGAGCAAACCCGCAUCAAGAACCACCACAAGAAGCUGAAGAAGUUCAUCAAGACCAUGCUGUUCUUCUGUCCUGAGUACCCCAACCCAAGACCUGAAAGUGUCAAAGAGCUUGUGCAAUGGAAACGAGACAUAGCCCACACCGCUCGUGUUGCAGAGAUCGCUCUUUACCAAUGUCUAGACCCAGACUCGAAACGCAGGAAGUUUGCCUUUGACUUCACAUCAUCACACCCCCUAGUGAAGCGGUUCGAAAACAAGGACGACCCCUUGAACAAGGAGCUACCCUCCAAUACACCGUCCUCUGUGCAAAUGUACUUUGGUGCCACCAUCGACUAA
Messenger RNA from Seminavis robusta, 750 nucleotides. NCBI's taxonomy places the organism in Eukaryota, Bacillariophyta, Bacillariophyceae, Naviculales, Naviculaceae. The record is from the annotation of a GenBank genome assembly.